Molecule: messenger RNA, 1626 nt
Organism: Malania oleifera
Lineage: Eukaryota; Viridiplantae; Streptophyta; Magnoliopsida; Santalales; Ximeniaceae
Product: E3 ubiquitin-protein ligase SDIR1-like
Exons: 9
Coding region: 297-1136 (279 amino acids)
Source: RefSeq, a predicted model, not a curated record
GUCUUUAUUUGGGCAGGAAAUUGGAUAGCGAAAAAAAUCAGUGCCGGGCUUCCGACAAGGCGACAAAGCUCCGGGGAAAGCGUCGGCUUUCUGGGGAAGAAGAAAGAGAGCUCCGCGGUUCCAACCCGCUCUCUCUCUCUCUCUCUCUCGAUUGAUCGAUCUGGAGCUCUAGUCGCUAUCUUUCUCUUCCUUCUUUUCUCUCCUGCGCUUAUCAAUCUUCCGAUUUUAUUAUUGAAGAUUACAUAUAUUGCUUGGCUGAUUUAGUUCUGAGAAACCUCCUGCAAACGACUACAAUCAUGAGUUUUGUUUUCCGAGGGACUAGGGCUGAUAUCGAAAAUGGGUUUCCGGGAUUUAUUCCUGAGCGGCGUGCAUUUCGUGUUCAUGCAGCUCGGUCAAAUACCAACUCACUAGCAUUUCUUGUUACAGUUCUCUUGCUAUUCAUGAUAUUAAACUCGCACCAGUUGUCACCCAACUUUCUGAUUUGGCUGGUUCUUGGUGUCUUUUUUAUGGCAACAAGCCUUCGUAUGUAUGCAACUUGUCAGCAACUUCAAGCUCAGGCCCAGGCUCAGUCUGUGGCAGCUAGCAACCUUCUUGGUCAUACUGAAUUGCGAUUCCAUAUGCCACCCUCUAUAGCACUUGCAACAAGAGGACCAUUGCAAGGCCUCAGGCUCCAGCUUGCUCUUCUUGACCGGGAAUUUGAUGACCUUGAUUAUGAAGCUUUAAGAGCACUAGAUCUUGACAAUGUUUCUGCUGCUCCUUCAAUGAGUGAGGAAGAGAUAAAUGCUCUUCCUGUUCAUAAAUACAAAGUCACUGGUCCUCAAAGUGUUGGUUCAACAAUGCAACAGGCUUCAUCUUCAGCCUCGACCGAGCGGAGGAAACAAGAAGUUUCCAACACAGUUGGGAGUGCAAAGGCCUUGGAAGAUGAACUGACUUGCAGCGUCUGCUUGGAACAAGUUAAUGCGGGAGAACUCAUCCGCAGCUUGCCAUGCUUGCAUAAGUUCCAUGCUAAUUGCAUUGAUCCGUGGCUGAGGCAACAGGGGACCUGCCCGGUUUGCAAGUAUAGGGCAGGAUCAGGAUCAGGAUCGGGGUGGCAUGAAAAUGGGGAGGAAGGAGUGGAUGCUUCUUACAUGGUUUAAUUCAGCAGGUUAAAAUAUUAUACAUUUGCAUAGGCGGGAAACAAAGGGAAUCUGCAACAGCAGCGUUGUAAUUACAGGUAGGCAUUAGCAGUAGAAUGUCUAGAACACCAUCACUACUAACCCACCAAAAAAUGUGUAAUCCCUCCCUCAACUUUCUCCAAUUGGAACCUUUUUUUUUGAAGAGGAAAAAGAAAUAUCUGCUCUUAACAACGGGUUGUUGGGUGCCUAAUUUAGUGUGUCAAAUAGUGUGGAAAGCAAUGAGAUUAUAUUUUAGCAGCAGGCCCAUUUUAGGGGCAGACCUCAGGAAGCAGCAGCGAGCCCACAACUAUGGGCAUCGUGGCUGUGGUGGAUGAGGACCUGAAAUUUCAAUUCGACUCUUACCGCCUUUUUUUAUUUAAUAAAAUGGGAUUGGAAAGGAAUGGAAUAAGAACUAUAAACUAACAAAUUUCUUUCCCUGCCUAUAAAAUAGAGUCUGAAAGUUUUACCUUAA